ACACCUGUUUAGCUACCCUUGGUAACAGGGUUUCAUUGUCACACUGACUGCCUUUCAGAGGACAUGAAAUGAAGAUCAAUUUUUAAUGCAUCAGGGAGGUGGUUGGCUUUUUACUUUCUGUAGCUGCUUUUGAACAUUUCAUUGUCGUGAGAUGAGUUGGUCAUUUUUGCGUGAUAUCUUGAGCGGAGUAAAUAAAUAUUCCACAAGCAUUGGAAGAAUCUGGCUUUCAAUUGUGUUCAUAUUUCGACUAUUGGUCUAUGUUGUUGCAGCCGAAGCAGUGUGGAAAGAUGAACAGAAAGAAUUUGAGUGCAACAUCAGACAGCCUGGGUGUGAAAACGUUUGCUUCGAUCAGUUCUUCCCCAUCUCCCAGGUGCGGCUCUGGGCUCUACAGCUGAUUAUGGUGUCAACACCCUCGCUUCUUGUUGUUCUUCAUGUUGCCUAUCGCGAAAGUAGGGAGAAGAGGCACAACAAGAAGCUGUAUGCCAACACUGGAGACAUGGAUGGGGGAUUAUGGUGCACAUAUGUCAUAAGCCUUUUCUUCAAGACGAUAUUUGAAUUUGGCUUUCUUUUACUUUUCUACAAACUGUAUGGGGGUUUCAGUGUACCUCGACUGGUGAAAUGUGACAUGGAACCCUGCCCUAAUGUUGUGGACUGCUAUAUCUCCAAACCUACAGAGAAGAUGAUUUUUCUGUAUUUUGUGGUUGUAACCUCAGGGCUUUGCAUUUUGCUUAAUGUUAGUGAGCUAUUUUACCUUAUUUUCAAAUAUUGUACAAAAUUCUACAUGAAAAAACAAGCAACCAGAAUGGCGCAAGCAAGCUGUGAUUGCAAGAACCACCAACAUAAUGUAAUACCAAUUACAUAUGAACAGGCAGGCAAUGGUGCACCUGAUGGUUAAAGGCUACAAAUAACUCAAUACCUCAGGGUUGGACUGAGUGUCGGGGGCCCACUGGGACUGGGACUUCAAGGGCCCUCCUCCAGGCACCAAACCUUGCACUGCUCCCUGCACAUGCCACCCCAUCCUUUCCCCUCCUUAAUUUGUGGUUGACAUUGGGUCUGGGCAGGGAAGAGGAGAUGGUCCAUGUGGUAGAGCAGGACUUGGUCAGUGCAGCCCAUAAAGGCCCACUGGGUUUUUUUCAGGUGUCCCGUCGGCCCAUUUAGACUCUGCAGAACAUUAUCAGGAAAGUGCAAGAAUCUAUAUUGCAAAUCAAAAGAAAUGUUGAUGUUUAACUACCACUCCAUUCUACCAGCGCCGUUUCUGGGGAAGGAGCCGCUCAUUGGCGGAGCGCCCCUGCAUUCAACUGUGAGAGGAUUGGGUUUUUCUCAUUGCUUACCUAUUUGAGAGAUCAAGGUCUGAACUGCAUGUGCUGUUUUUAAAUAUAUAUACUGGCGUAUUGUAUCCUAUCUGAUCUGUACACUGAUAGCUAGAUGAUAUUCAAGCAACAUGUAUGGCAUUGUGUUAUAUAAUAUGUAUAUAUAACUAUUAUUAAUCAAAACUGUGUCUGUAUUCAUGUUUUAAUCUUAUGCCAUUAUACAAUAAAAUGUUGUAUUAUUAAAUAUAUUGUGUUUAUAUAUAACAAGGGCUUGCCUCUGUUUACCUUGUGUUGCCAAACUACUGGGUUGUAUGAAUUAAAGGGCUAAUAU
Messenger RNA from Xenopus laevis (African clawed frog), 1641 nucleotides. It is a transcript of the gene gjb7.S, whose product is annotated as gap junction protein beta 7 S homeolog. Gene Ontology annotation, cellular component: gap junction; connexin complex; plasma membrane. Gene Ontology annotation, biological process: transmembrane transport; cell-cell signaling; cell communication. Lineage: Eukaryota; Metazoa; Chordata; Amphibia; Anura; Pipidae. Gene Ontology annotation, molecular function: gap junction channel activity. The record is from RefSeq and is marked provisional.